UGUUAGAUGUUAUUGUUGAUUUAUCCCUAAAUCUAGACCAAUUACAUUGACAGUUGUACAACUGUUGAGCAAUUGGUCAAUAGAUGCGUUGUCCAUUGUCCAUUGUCUCUAGUAGUAUAUAGAAGCUGUGAGUAUAACUCAACAAUAAGUCAGCCAUAUUUUAUUUGUAAGUAAUAUAACUCAACAACAAAGUAGUUAACUUGUUAUUUUCAGGUUAUCUAAAGCCAGUUGCACACGAUGUUGGAUUGCUGCUGGAUGGAAAUACUCUAUUCUGAUUGGUCCGUCUUCAGAAAUGCACCAAUCAUAACAGAAUAUUUCCAUCCAGCAAGCAAUCCAGAUGAAAACAAGCAUCGUGUGCCACUGGCUUAAUAUAGCAAGUACGGCAAUUAUUUAAACACUGUUAAUAGUUUCGAUAUUGUAAAUGAUAUCGAGCUAUAAUUAAUUGAUAGUUAUAAUUAAUUGUUUCCGACAUAUGAGUCAGUCUUACUGAUUGUGAUCAAGAUGCAUGUAAAGAAAUAUAUUCAUCCAAGGAACAAAUAUAAAAAAUCGCCUGAUUACAAGAAACUUGCGAUCAUGUACCCGGAGUUUCGUGAAGUUGCAAUCACGGAUCUCACAGGAAAAGUCAAGAUUGAUUUCAAAAAAAAGGAGAGUGUUCGUGUGCUCACAGAGACACUUUUAAAACAUGACUUUGAUCUGCAUGUAAGCAUACCACCUGACAAAUUAAACCCAGCACUUACACUUCGCAUGAAUUAUGUUCUGUGGAUUGAGGACUUGAUGAAACAUUCUAAACUUACGAUGGAUAAGACCACAGGAAUAGACAUUGGCACUGGAGCAAUUAGUAUAUAUGCUCUGUUACUAGCCAAAAUUUAUAAAUGUCACAUGAUUGGCACAGAAGUAGACAAGGAGAGUAUAAAUCAUGCAGAAAAUUGCAUAAGGAAAAACAAUCUGCAAGACUUGAUCAAAGUGGUCACAGUGAACUCUGAUAGCAUUUUUAAGAACGCAGUGGAAAAAGAUAAAGUUUACGACUUUUCCAUGUGUAAUCCACCCUUCUUUGAGAAUGAAGGAGAUGGUGAAAGAGUUGCAAAAGCUUUACCACCCAGAAAUGCGCCAACUGGAAAUGAAGGCGAGUUGAAGACUAAGGGUGGCGAAUUAGCAUUUGUGACGAGGAUGAUUGAGGAGAGUAUUGAGCUGGGAGAUCGAAUAAAAGUCUAUAGCACAAUGAUAGGGAAGAAAGUAGACUUUUUUUGUCUUAAGAAGGUGAUAAGAUCUAACAAUAUAAAGAAUGUGACAUGGACGGUAUUCUGCCAGGGUCAUACAACACGAUGGGGUUUGGCUUGGAGUUUCCUACCUAAAAAUGUCUUGGACUUAAACACCGCACCUGUUAUUAGAAAGGCUGAGAAAUCCGUAAUGCCAUUGUUCGAGAACAAGACCUCGAUAACGUUUCCUAUGAAUGAUAAAUUUUCCUGCAUGGAUGAUGUGAUUAGUUUCCUAAAUUCAACAGCAAAAGAGUUAAAUAUUGAAUUGCAAGAAGUACCGAUCUCCGAGGACAAUUUCGACGGAUGGGUGUGUCAACUGACCGCUAAAGAAAAGACAUGGGAGCACGCGCGCAGAAAACGACGAUUGACACAACAGCUUGCGUUAAAAAAGCUGAAAGAGUCAGACGGUGAAUGUGUUAAAACAAGCGUUAACACGAAAGAAACUUCUGACACAAUAAUUACUGCAGAAGAGAACAUCAAUAUCAAGCAAGCUAAUGAGAAGCUCUCAGAGGAAACGUUAUCAGCGAGGAAAGAAAAAUAUGGCGAAAGUUCGAGCGAAUGUGUUCCUUUGCUAACUUGCGAGCUUUGGGUAGAAAUAGAAAGCUCGGAAAUUGAAGAGACAGUUCCAGAAGAUGACUUAUUCAGGAUAUGGAUGAUUUUUGAGAACGGAAGUGGUGGUUUGGAAGCGUUACAGUCGUUGCGGCAAUAUCUGAUGAACAGAUUAGGAGUGAAGAGAACGAGUCUUCACGAUCCGUCGAAAUCGGUCAAAAAAAGAAGAAAGAAGAUGAAAAGAAAUACUGGCGAAGAUGUUACUGUACCACUGAAUCAAUCAUAAAGUGUUAUAUUAUUUAUACGUUUGCUCUAGGAAUUUGUAGCUCGACUAAGUGCAAAUCAUUAUAUAUAAAAUGUUUUAUUUCAUGCAACAUGUGUUAACGAAAAUCCAUAUAGCGGUUGGUAAGUUCACUAAGUUUACAACUUUUUAUGAUAUAUAUGAUAUAGCUCCACUAAGCCAAACGGGCGCAUAAUAAAACAGUGUUGAGUUUAUUGUUUGUAUUUCUUAAGUGAAAAAAAAGCAGAUUUUUUCGAAUUAAUAACUGGCAAAACACAAGCGAAUUAUUUCAUAUUAUUUAUUAAUCUUUACAAAAUCUUUAAUACUGAAAAUUAAAGAUACGCCCUUUUGGAUUAGGGAGGCAGGGAAUAGGUCUUAAUCAGUUAUAUUCCUUUUUUUAUAAUACAACUUGGCUAACAAGUGCAAUGUAGUAAUUUAUUGUUAUUAUUGUUAUUGCGAUGCGAAUGAGAGCUCGUCGAAAAGAGAUCGUACAUUGUGAUGAUACAUCACUUAGCACAGCGAUAAUUUGAUCGUUCGAUCGCUCGUUCAUUCUAUUCUUACUACUAUUGCAGGCAACGGUGCUCUUCUUCUCAGGCCUAAAUUGCUUAAAAUCUACGAGAGGUCAAAAUUAAUCAGCACUAUUUUCGGUAAUCAAUGAUAUCUUGCGACUACUUCACUGUCGUUCACUUCAUCUUCUGCUCGAUAAUUAAAUCGCGACAAAACACCUACAUACAUACAUAUAUAUAUAUAUAUAUAUAUAUAUAUAUAUAUAUAUAUAUACACACACACACAC
Molecule: messenger RNA, 2878 nt
Organism: Odontomachus brunneus
Lineage: Eukaryota; Metazoa; Arthropoda; Insecta; Hymenoptera; Formicidae
Product: U6 small nuclear RNA (adenine-(43)-N(6))-methyltransferase
Exons: 6
Coding region: 502-2091 (529 amino acids)
Biological process (GO): rRNA base methylation
Cellular component (GO): nucleus
Molecular function (GO): 23S rRNA (adenine(1618)-N(6))-methyltransferase activity
Source: RefSeq, a predicted model, not a curated record